GGACACGUGUCGUCGUUGUAAAAAGAAGAAGAAGAAGAAAAAGACGCCUAAGAGGAUUGAAAAAGGUUGGCUUAGAACCUCAGGGAAGAUUGCGACUAAUAAUAGCAUGUCGAAUGCACGAAUAGCAAGUUUCCAUGGGAAGUCUAGUGGUGAAGUAUAUAAGCUAACAAAGGCUAAUAAAGACAAGAAAGACCAGCAUGAAAAAGAAUUUGAAGAAAAAGACUUAAUAAACGGACAUAAAUUGAAGGCUACGAGAAAUUUUUACAGACACUGUAUGAACAGUUCGUGCAAAAAUAUAAUUUGGGGAAUAAGAAAAGGAUUUAGAUGCGAAGUAUGCACGCGGGCAGUGCAUAAGGACUGCUUGGACUUGUUCAAGAUACCAUGGUGUGAAAAAAAAGAGGUUAAAGAAGAAGAAAGAGCCCUACAAAACAAUGUAAUCGAGAAAAAUGAAGAAAUUUUAAAAUGUAAUACAUUUUUAUCGUGCACAUAUCUUGAGGAAGAAGAGACGAAAAAUAUUAUAACUAAAUUUAAGAAACACUGGGACCAAUCCAAAUAUAAAAAUACCAAAAAAGUAUCAAAAAUGAUAAAAACAUCUUCAAAAGGUGAUCAGACAGACAAAUCGGGCGUUCUUGGUAGAGGCGGUUUCGGUAAAGUGAUGUUAGCCGAACUGAAGAGUAAUCCCGAUGAGAUUUACAGCGUAAAAAUCUUAAAAAAGAGUGAAAUCAGAGACAAAGAAGAUGUAGAUUAUAUUAUGAUGGAAAAGGACGUUUUAAUCCUUGCAACAGAACAUUCUUUUUUAAUGCAAUUAUACUAUUCGUUCACUACCGACACUCAUAUUUAUUUUGUGAUCGAAUACAUGAGUGGAGGUGACUUGCAACACUACUUCGAUUUGGUUUCUCCAUAUCCGCUCGGAGAGCAGUGGGCACGUUUCUACGCAGCAGAAGUGACACUCGCGCUUCAGUUUCUGCAUAAACAUCACAUUAUACACCGUGAUUUAAAACUGGACAACAUAUUACUUGAUGCCCACGGCCAUUGCAGGCUUGCAGACUUC
Molecule: messenger RNA, 1051 nt
Organism: Acromyrmex echinatior (Panamanian leafcutter ant)
Lineage: Eukaryota; Metazoa; Arthropoda; Insecta; Hymenoptera; Formicidae
Source: RefSeq, a predicted model, not a curated record